Penaeus monodon (black tiger shrimp) is the source of this 288-nucleotide messenger RNA. RefSeq names its product chymotrypsin-like elastase family member 2B. The record is from RefSeq and is a predicted model, not a curated record. Gene Ontology annotation, biological process: proteolysis. Lineage: Eukaryota; Metazoa; Arthropoda; Malacostraca; Decapoda; Penaeidae. The transcript is spliced from 2 exons. Gene Ontology annotation, molecular function: serine-type endopeptidase activity. Bases 3 to 239 code for a protein of 78 amino acids.
GUAUGCGUCUCACGGAUGGCCGCUUCUUCGCCAACUGCGGGGGCACGCUCAUAUCCCGCCGCCACGUGCUCACGGCCGCCCACUGCUUCGACAACCCUGGCAUCGUCGAUCCGUCCAUCGUGAUCCUGGGCGACCACAACCUGCAGACGACCGCCGACGGAGCGACCCUCAGGAAUUCCGCAUCGCAGGCCGUCGCGGCAACGGAUACAACCGGCGAACCAGCGAGAACGACAUCAUGAUUCUCAUUCUGGAUCGGGACGCCUUUAUUAAUGGUGAGGGAGUGAGGGU